AUGGCUACAGAAGCAUCUGCUGCCGUCGCCGCGGUUCCUACACGUACUGAAGAAGACCUGGCCUUUCUCUUCAAGCGAUUUCCCGGCUACCUAUUCACUGAACGCAAGGGGCCAGCGUGGUCGUGGCUUAGCGAUCCUACCGGUAAGCGACCGCCGCCUUCUGCCGUCAAGCCCCAACGCGAGAGCAGCAAUUCGAGAUCCAUCGCCACCUUCUUCAAUCUCAAUGCGAACAACGCCGAAGAUCAGAGGAUGGCCAACCACUUGAUCAGCGCGUUCGAUAGAGCUGAGUUUCAACGAAGGAUUAAAGCCAACCUCUCCGAGAAGACUGUUCACGCCCUCGCUGUACGAGAGGUUGAGCGGCAUAAGGAUGCGGUGGUUAAGACGCUCCAGGAGAGCCCCGGGCUGGUUCAUCUAGUCUUCGAUGGAUGGACUUCACGCAACCGCCUCUCUCUCUACGGCGUGAGCGCAGUCUUCCGAGACGAAGAGGGCACGCCUCACAAGAUUGUGCUCGGUCUGCCAGAGAUGAGUGACCGGCAUACGGGUGAGAACAUCGCGGAGGCCAUCCUCGAUGUUAUUAGAAACUAUGGUAUUGAAAAGAAGAUUGGCUACUUCACUGUCGACAACGCUACAAAUAACGACGCCGCGUUGAAAAUAAUCGAAUGUGAUGCCUUUGAGCGAGAAGUCUCUACUAGCCUACUCACUACUCAACAUGAGCAUGAGCAAUGGAGGAGGAAAGGCCCCAUUGGUCAGACCUCUGGACGCAAGAAGCUCAUCUCGGCGCAAGAGCAACGGAUCCGAGAAGCCUCCGAAGGUGAGAAGAUCAAGAAACACACGCCGGUCGGAGUGGUGACAGACAACGCUACGCGGUGGCUCUCUCAGUACUUCAUGAUGGAACGCGCUCUUCAACUCCAGCCUUUCUACGAGACCUUCCUCUUUGAGGCGAAGCUUCACGUUGACUCGCAGGCGACGGUCAACCUCGUGAGAAGAAGCGCAGCUCCUGCGAAUGAGCCGAUCAGUCUAGUACAGGGAGCAAGCUGGGAUCUUCUCGAUGGGUACGAGUUCCUCCUUGAGUCUCUCGAGAGAGCGAAGGCGAGAGUUGAAGACCUCGUUGACGGCGAACACGUCGCUAUUAACGUCAACAACGCAUGGAUGAAGCUCGACAAAUACUACGAGAAGAUCGGCCAGUCUCCUCUCAUCUACGCUGCCACCGCAUUGCACCCUCGGCACCGAUGGGGUAGGUUCGAGGCGUGGCGUGAGCAUCACGCUGACUGGAUCGAGCCAGCGAAGUUACAAGUCCGAGAACUCUGGAGGCAACAAUACCGAGACCUACCAGUCGAGCAGAAAGAGGCUUCAGAACCACCCACGAAAAUCCCCCGCCUCUCGAGCAACAGGUUCGCAAUCUUCAGAACCCAGGAGCGAACUCCAACAAACUCAGCACCCACCUCUCCUUCACCCUUUCCAUCGCCAGCGCUGGUCGAACUUGACGAGUUUGAGCGUUGGCAACUAGAUAAUAGCGACUUUGAUCGGUACGAGGAGGAUCCCCGUGCCUACUGGCACAAGAGAAGGAACACCUACCCACGGCUUGCGCGCAUGGCGUUGGAUCUACACACGGUGCUUCCUAUGAGCGCCGAAGUUGAGCGCUUGUUCAGCGUUACUGGCCAUAUGGUUACUCCUUUACGCAACCGGCUACAGGCGAACACAAUAUCUCUCUGUCAGAUCCUCCGCAGCUGCGGCAGGGUCCGAGUAUUAGUCCUCUCCCGCAACCAGGAAAGGGUCGAGGCGGCGCUCUGGGGCUACAAUUUCUCCCGAUACGAUAUCACGGCCGAUGACACGAGCCCCGAUAUCGCCAGAACCACCCAGGAGGUCCUAGCCGUCGUCAGGAGAUACCCCAACGGCGCUGCCAUUGCGCGCGACGUCGAGAAGCAGAUCAAGGACGGCGCCAACGGCAUGUAUCUCUGGGCCCGGCUCGCGCUCACCGAAGCCAUAAAACAACUAGGAGCAGCACCAGCGGGCAGCCAACAGGCAGCGAGGGGCAAACAGCUUACCCACGGCAUCUUCCCGCUCUUCGACCAAUAUCUCAAGCAGUUCUCCGAGUCCAGCGCCAAACAGGCGGACGAAGACAAGCACUUCACCAACAUUGUCAUCUUCUGGCUGACCUACCAGGCCGAACCCAUGACGGAGAGAGAACUGCAGAUCGCCUGCGCCCUGGUCAACGAAGCCGCCGAAGACGUCCGAGACGCGACCUGGUUCGAAGUCGACGUAGGCGACGCCGGCAUCCAGGCCUUCCUCUCGCGCCACCGCAACAUGGGGCGGGCGGUCCUCGACCGCUGCGCGCCCCUGGCCCGCAUCGGCCCGGACAAGCGCAUCGGCGCCGUCCACCGCUCCCUGCAGGAAUACCUGCGCAGCCCCCGACCACCACCCCUCCACACCCACCACGCCUCCUACCACACCCACCCCCCGCACGCCAACCGCAACAUCAGCCUCCUCUGCGCCGACUACCUGUUGCAGCCGGCCCUGGCCAACCCCGGCACCGCCUACGCCGACAACGCCGACGACCGCGACGCCUGGCUCGACAAGGUCGAUGACCGCGUGCUUGCCCACGCCUUUGCCCGCUACGCCGCCCUCUACUGGAUCUACCACGCGCGCGCGGCCGGCCCGCCCUUUGAUGCCGAUCUUGCGGAGUGGCGCGAGCCGAGGCAUCGUCGAUUGUUGGAUGUGGGGGGGUAUGGUGGUGAUGGUGGUGGUAACGGACACGCAUCUGUCGUGAGGUGGAGGUGUUGUGGGUGUAGACGGAGGGGGAAGGUCGAAGAGGCUUUUCCCCGGGCUCGGGGCUGGAUCUCGGGGGUUACUUUCCGGAUGAGGGCCGGCGGCUGGGAAGGAGGAGGACGACGGAUUUGGCGGGGGAGGCGGGCUCCAGGGGAUGAUGAUGCGGCCGGGAGCGAGCUUGUUACAUGUACCGCGGCGCAUGCGGAAGAGCUCGCGCUCGCGCGGGAGCUGGAGGUUGGGAUUACUGGCCUCAUGCGGUGGAUGGGUCAGCUGAAGACGGAUGUGGCUGCCAGCAUGGAGAGGAGCGAACGGAUCAUCAAAGACCUGCAGAGGCUUCAGACCAUGGUAAGCGAGGGUGGCAUCGACCCUAGGGUGGCGAACGGGAUGAUGACGGAGCUGGAGCAGAAGGUUGAAGUGGCGAGGCGGGAAACCGACAGCGCAAGAGCCGACGCAGAGAGGGCGCGGGUGGACGCGGACAGGGCCAGAGCGGAAGCUGACAAUAGGGACCGGGAAUACCAACAACUUCUGGAGAAGAACCAAGUCAUGGAGAAAGGGAUGGCACUGUUGAGGGACGCUGUCCGCCGGAGCGUCGGCGUUUUGGCGGAACAAAAGACAUCCAGGAGUUCAUGGAUUCCUUUCCGCCGCUAA
Molecule: messenger RNA, 3414 nt
Organism: Chaetomium globosum CBS 148.51
Lineage: Eukaryota; Fungi; Ascomycota; Sordariomycetes; Sordariales; Chaetomiaceae
Exons: 8
Coding region: 1-3414 (1137 amino acids)
Molecular function (GO): protein dimerization activity
Source: RefSeq, a predicted model, not a curated record